This is a messenger RNA of Orycteropus afer afer, 1390 nucleotides long. It is a transcript of the gene KCNN4, whose product is annotated as potassium calcium-activated channel subfamily N member 4. Lineage: Eukaryota; Metazoa; Chordata; Mammalia; Tubulidentata; Orycteropodidae. Gene Ontology annotation, molecular function: intermediate conductance calcium-activated potassium channel activity; small conductance calcium-activated potassium channel activity; calmodulin binding. Gene Ontology annotation, cellular component: plasma membrane; neuronal cell body; neuron projection. Gene Ontology annotation, biological process: potassium ion transmembrane transport. The record is from RefSeq and is a predicted model, not a curated record.
CAGCAGGCCGACAACCUGCAAGCCACAGUGGCUGCCCUUUGCGUGCUGCGAGGUGGAGGGCCCUGGGCGGGAAGCUGGCUGAGCCCCAAGACCCCGGGGGCCAUGGGCGGGGAGCUGGUGCCGGGCCUGGGGGCCCUGCAGCGGCGAAAGCGCCUGCUGGAGCAGGAGAAGUGCCUGGCGGGCUGGGCGCUGGUGCUGGCGGGAACUGGCAUUGGCCUGAUGGUGCUGCACGCGGAGAUGCUGUGGUUCGGGGGCUGCCCGUGGGCGCUCUACCUGUUCCUGGUUAAAUGCAUGAUCAGCAUUUCCACCUUCUUCCUCCUUUGCCUUAUCCUGGCCUUUCACGCCAAAGAAGUCCAGCUGUUCAUGACGGACAACGGGCUCCGGGACUGGCGUGUGGCGCUGACUGGGCGGCAGGCGGUGCAGAUCGUGGUGGAGCUCGUGAUAUGCGCGCUGCACCCGGCACCCGUGCGGGGACCGCUGUGCGCGCAGGGCGCAGGCGCGUCCCGGGGAGCGGUGCAGACCUGGCCUGGCUUCCUGAGCCAGGAGGAGGCGCUUCUGUCGCUGGCCAUGCUGCUGCGGCUCUACCUGGUACCCCGCGCUGUGCUCCUGCGCAGCGGCGUCCUGCUCAACGCGUCCUACCGCAGCAUUGGUGCGCUCAACCAAGUCCGCUUCCGCCACUGGUUUGUGGCCAAGCUGUACAUGAACACGCACCCCGGCCGCCUGCUGCUCGGCCUCACGCUUGGCCUGUGGCUCACCACCGCCUGGGUGCUGUCGGUGGCCGAGAGACAGGCCAUUAAUGCCACGAGCCACCUUUUGGACACACUGUGGCUGAUCCCCAUCACAUUUCUGACCAUCGGCUACGGGGACGUGGUGCCAGGCACCAUGUGGGGCAAGAUCAUCUGCCUCUGCACGGGGGUCAUGGGAGUGUGCUGCACAGCCCUGCUGGUGGCCGUGGUGGCCCGGAAGCUGGAGUUUAACAAAGCCGAAAAGCACGUGCACAACUUCAUGAUGGACAUCCAGUACACCAAGGAGAUGAAGGAGUCCGCUGCCCGAGUGCUGCAGGAGGCUUGGCUGUUCUACAGACACACACGCAGGAGGGACUCUGGAGGCGCCCGGAGGCAUCAGCGCAGGCUGCUGGCCGCCAUCAACACGUUCCGCCAGGUGCGGCUGAAACACCGGAAACUCCGGGAACAAGUGAACUCCAUGGUGGACAUCUCCAAGAUGCACAUGAUCCUGUGUGACUUGCAGCUGGGCCUGAACAGCUCCCACCGGGUGUUGGAGAAGCGCAUCGAGGUGCUGGCGGGCAAGCUGGAUGCCCUGACCGACCUGCUCAGUACUGCCCUGGGGCCGCGGCAGCUUCCAGAAUCCAGCCAGGAGACCACGUAGCUGG